Aphanomyces invadans is the source of this 8731-nucleotide messenger RNA. RefSeq lists its product as hypothetical. The transcript has 4 exons. The coding region runs from base 35 to 8548 and encodes 2837 amino acids. NCBI's taxonomy places the organism in Eukaryota, Oomycota, Saprolegniomycetes, Saprolegniales, Verrucalvaceae. Gene Ontology annotation, molecular function: calcium ion binding. Gene Ontology annotation, biological process: protein targeting to vacuole; protein retention in Golgi apparatus. Gene Ontology annotation, cellular component: extrinsic component of membrane. The record is from RefSeq and is a predicted model, not a curated record.
AAAGCGUGUUGUGUCCAUCGCAUUCGUCGCCACGAUGCUCGUGGACCUCAUGGACCGGUGGGUGUGGUGGCUGAUGUCGUACCUGUGGACGUUCACGUGGUAUGGUAUGCUUACGGUGCUUGGCGUCUCCACACUGGUUGUGUCGUUGGGGGAUUACGUACUCACGUUUGCCCUGCGCGUUGGUGCCUCCUCGAUCGUUGGUCCCUCUAUCAGUAUUCGAUGGUCUUUCCUGCAGGGCUCGUUAGUUGUGGAGAACGUCGUGCUGUCUCCGUCCACGUUGGAUCCUCAAAUCACGCCGUACCUCCCUGCCACCGUGGACAAAUCAACACUUCGCCGCUUGUCGCUGACGGUGCCCAUUUUCACAUUUCUGCUCAAGGCAAUCACACGCCAGCUCGACGCACUUCCAACGUGGGGCUUGGAAAUCGACGGGCUCCAUGUUGCACUCCAGAUUGACCCUGCCAUGAAGUGGCGAUGGAAAGUACAGGACAACAAGGAGCGGUUUGCCGCCGCCGUCGCUGACGCCAAACACGCGCGUCUGCAGCUCCUUCAAGCGCACACUAUGCUUAUCCUGCAUAAACUAGCAUCUCUCGCCGUGGCACCUCAUCCUUCGACUCCCACCAAGACUGCUAGUCCCUCGUCGUCUGCGAGUUUCCACGAAGUCGUUGUGGAUGCCAUUGCCCAGAAAGUCCAGGUCUCGUUCACGAACAUCGCAGUGGUGUUGUACGCCCCUAUUACAGGAUCAAUGACGUUCCAAUGGUCGGCGUUUCGACUGUGUACUUCGCGAGUUUUGGACCCCCUGCUAGAAUCGCGACAGAUCGAGUUGCUUGGCGUCGGCAUGGCCAUUAAUCCGCAAGAAGUCAAGGCCAGCCUCACCAGAUCGUCCGCCACCUACGCCUUGGAUCCAUUCGACCUGCGCAUUGUUGCCGAAUAUGCACCGGUGAUGCAAGGCCUCCUGAAGACGAACAAAGACGUGAAUGUCACAGUCGAGUGCCCUCAGCUUCAACUCGCCAUUGAGCCGGCUCAAAUGGUGACGCUAAAUGCAAUCUUAGUGCCUAUGGCCGACCACGCAAUUUGGAGUGCUCAAGCGACGCUGGCAGAUCAAUUCCACUGCACCGAAAUUGCCGAUCCAGUCGCGUACAUGGCCGAUUACAAGGGCCACAUCGAGUACACCAAGCUUGGAGUCGUGCAAAAGGUGCGGAUGGCGCUGCACCGUCAGUUGUCUGCCCUUCUUGGCCGAUCUGUCGAAAUCGACGAAAUAGAAGAAGAAAAACACCGUUUAGCUCGGUUGGUAGCGGUGGAAGCCAAGAGUCUGGUCAUGGACUUGAUCGCGCUACGUCGCGACGCCAUGGAGUGGUCGAUUCCGUCAUUUGGAGACGCAUUGCCCCACGUCUCAAGCAAGACGAAAGCGGCAGCCGACUUGGAGAAGUUCCUGGUCACCCCUAUUGAGCAUUACCUGCCGAAGACGACUCCCUCCCCGCCCUUCUUGAACGAACUGGCGGUCGUCGUAGCAAUGGAUCACGUGAGUGUGCAGUGCUGGUCGAGUCAUGCUGCCCCGUUGGUGGAGUUUUACUUGGACAACAUGGCCACGACCGUGAAAACGACCCCUGCUACCAUGGUACUCGACCUCGUCGUCCGCAGCAUUGGGCUGCAGGACCUGCGCAACUCAUCAGCCAACGUCUACCCACAUAUCCUGGGACGCAACCCCGACUGCAAUGACAUGAUCCGCGUGGGGUAUCGUGUCGAGUCGGGGGACACCGCCGACAGCAACGCAACCUCCAACACGACAGUGACCUUUGUCAUGGCGAACUUUUCGUUUUUGCUUAUCACAAGUCCGCUAUUCGAAGCAUUGAAGGCCUUGACCCUGGACGAGGACGAAGACGUGCUCGUGUGGAAAGAAGACGAAGUUCCGCCACCGCCGCCGCCGCCUGUUGUGUACGCCACGCAAGUGGACGGCCUUUACAAUCCAACGUUGCUUCAAAGCAUGGGGCUCGACGCGACCAUACAACUCAAGGGGUGCGAACUGUGCUUGCUCGCCGACCCGUCUUCGUUUCAAUCGCACAUUCUCGCGCUCACGUGCGACGUGGACGUGUCUGCCCAAAGCAACCACGGCGGCUUUGAAUCGAUCACGAUUGCCAUGUCGGACGUUGCGCUCCAGCCAUGCAAGGUGCAAACGACAGUCGACGGUAUUGAUCUGGAGCUUCCCGGUCUUCGAACGCUGCUCGAACUUGAAGGCGACGGUGUCGACGUCGAAGUGCACUACGAGAUGCGUCUGCCUCCCCGACCUCAAGCACUGGACGACCCCACCAAGGUGACGCAGUCGGCAUCCGCGGUAAAAGCCGAAACAAAGCGGGCAUGGGGGGUGCUCAAGAAAGCCAUGGACGAUGGAAAUUUGCCCAAUGCGUCGACGUCGGUGGUGGCUGUAGGCGGCCCGCCAGCUCUUCCCGCCGUUUCCAACUCCACGGACCAAGACACUGUGGUGGCCGAGCGAACACUUCGCCUGAAAGUGUCGGACUUUGCCUUAAACGUGUCCAAGGAAGACAUUGGAUUGUUUGGCGCGAUUCAAGCGCGACUGGGCGACCAGAUGGAGGUGUCAGUGGAGAUUGUGGAAGCCGCGCAAGAAAAGGGAAAGCGAGUUGCCGAAGCGCGCAAGCGGCGCUUGCAAGAAGAACAGACGACUCGGUUGCGACAGCAAUUCGACGCACUCGAUACGGACGGCGGCGGAUCGCUCGACCAUGGCGAGCUGAUGCAGCUCGUCCAGCUUCUCGUAGCAGACAUGGGCCUGACGACAGAUGAGGCGCAGCUGUGCCACGACACCCUCGUGAAGCAAGUCGACACAGACCAGAGCGGGGACGUGAGUUUUGACGAAUUUGAAGCCGCGCUGAACCCCAAGGAGCCCCCGUACGUGCUUCUCCACGAAGGAACUGUCCAGCUGACGGCGCAAGAGUACUCGAACCCGCGGCUGCGACGCAACCACGUACCUAGGGUGCAUCGUGCGUCGGGCCUUCCCGUACACUUGAAGGACUCCGCAGUGUUUGCUGUUUUUUGGAAAAAGUACGAGAUGCAGACAGGUGCGACAAGGACGUCGUUGCAGCAACAGUCGCCGCGCGUCGUCCAAGAAAAGAUGAUUCGCGUGUUCAAGAGCUACGAGUACGCUCAAGAGACGUGGAAUGUGUUGGUGAACCCGAGGUUGAAGCCUGCCGAACAGUGCCCUUGGUUGAUUCUGCCACACGAAGUGGCUGGCGCGGGCGUAUCCCAGUUUGAAAAGAUGUUGACCAAGGACGGUGGCGGCACGUUGGACAAAGCUGCCGCAUCUGCGCUGAAAGCGUCGACGUCCCCUGUGACCGGCAUCGACUUGGCCCAGUACGCGCAAACUCCGGUCACGAUCCGGACCGAACUGCACACGGAAUUUGGCGGGUUUUACUUUCGCAUGGUAGACAAGAUGCUCCCAGCCCACACGCCGGCCCUCGAGUUUGCUUUGGAAGAUGUCCAACUCCAUGGAAUCGUCACGACCAAAGAGAACAACAUGAAGCAAGCGAUAGACUCGGCCGUGCUCACGUUCCACACAGCCCUGUAUUGCAAGUACUACAACACGUCGGCCCGGCAGCUCGAGCCCUUUAUCGAGUACUACCCUCUUCAAAUGGCCAUCAAGAAGGAACCCGACCAAGAUAUGGCAUGUUACCUCGUGUCGGACUACCAUUUGCAAAUGAAUGUGACGGCGACGUUCAUGAAGGUGCUGACCGCCACCCAAGCUGCCUUUUACGACGCUACGUCGAGCCACGACGCUGUCGAGCGCGAACACAUCAAGGUGCUGAAGGGACUUUGCUGGAUCUGCAAUGAAGUCGGUACGCCGUUUACGUACUACGUGCAGUCGCGGCAGGCCACGCUUGUCGAACUGGCGUCGGAAAAAGUCACGGUGCACUCGCUGCACUAUGCGGUUUGCCGCUUGCUUAACGAAGAGGAAGACUUGAAGGGCGCGAUGGCGGAGAACAUGAAGGAGAAGGAAAUGCGCGCGGCGUUCCGGGCCGCUGACAAGGACCACAGUGGCGAACUGGAGCGUGACGAAGUACAUGAGGUGUUGCGAUCGGUGCUCAAGUCGUACGACGAAUUGACGUCGGCGGAAAUCGACAAACAAGUCGAAGCGUUUAUGCUGCUGGCGGACUCGGAUGGGUCGGGAACCGUCAGCUGGAAGGAGUUUCAACUAGCGCUAGCCAAGACUCGCACGGUGGCGCAGCGCACGCUCAGCAUCGAAAUCGACGGAUACGAGCCGAUCCAUGGGCUCGCGCUGGACGGAUUGGGUGAAGACAUGGUCGUCGAACUCAUUCCCCGCAUCACAAUCCCCUUCAUCUACGACGACGUCGAGAGCAUGUACAACGCAGGCAAGACGUACUUGACGCAAGAGGAGGUGUCGGUGGACGACUUGAACCGCGGCGUCCACCUCAUGCACUUGGUGGAGGAGCAAAAGCCCGGCUACAGCUGGACCCGGUCGUUUUUGGACACCCAUGAGCCCAACUUUUGUCCGCGGCUGCUGGCGGUGCAUAUCACAGUCGACAACACACACGGGAUGACUGUCACAAUCAAGACGGCCGAAUAUAUUCGAAACGAAACAGCGAAAGUGACGCAAGUCCUCUUGCACGACGACGGCAUGGCCGUGUCGGAUCUGAAUCCUGCGCAGGAGGGUGUGAUGGAGCGGUUUGUCACGAUUGCCCCGUACUCGAACUACAGCAUCCCAUUGCCACUGAUCGAGCACGGCUUUUUCCGCAUUCGACAAGUUGGCGAGGAGUCGUGGAGCAAUGCCCUCCCCCUGACGGUCUGGCCCGGUCGCCAAACGCGUCAGAGUGUGACGAAGCACAUCAACAUUGACGACCAACCGACCACAAUUGAGCGGAUCGGCGACAGCGCUUGGGCCAUUGUACUGCGGCCGCAGCUGAUUGUGCAAAACACACUGCCGUGUGUGCUCGAGUACAUGAUCGUCCAGCACGAAGACGUGUACAAGGACGGCGUGGGCGGACCUGGGGCCAACAACGUCACGAUCUCCCGCGUGGACAAGGAUUGGUGGUUCUCAAGCAUCAACGAGAUCAACGGCCGGCACAUGACAAUCGCUAGCGGCGCAACGAUGCAAGUGUCUGGCUUGAAUCUGAGCGAGCCAGCAUAUAUGAAGGUCCGGCUGAUGGUGACCGAAGGAGAGCCCGUGGGAGACUGGUUUCCGACCUUUCAAGUUCCAAUCACUGCCGCCGCCGAGGACAAGUUCAACUUUACGUCGUCCAUGGAGAUUCCCCACGGACCGACCGUUCAGGUGAAGCACUCGUGGUCCACCAAGCACCAAAUCCCGCGCACGAUGGAGUUUUACGUCCCGUUUUGGAUACAAAACCGAUCGGGUCUCGACUUACGCUACAAAAUCUCAAACGGCAACCAUUGCACGUGGGACGAGCACGCUGCGUACUUUGGCCGUGGGUUCCACACCGUCCCUUUGCUUGUCCAAGCGCCUCCGACGAAAGCUUCGUUGGCCGUGCUGCCGUACCAACCCACACCACACGACAACGACUUUCAGGACCACCUGUUGCCGCCCAAGGGCAACGUGUCCGGCGAGGUCGGGCCGAAAGUCCGCAAGUACCUCCCCGACUUCAAAGCACUCAAGUUUUCGCAGCCUGUCGACAUUUCCGCGGUCGGCACGUAUAGCGAACUCUCGUGUGGCACGACCGAUUGUGUGUUGGGGUACGAGAUUGCAGCCGCGCCGAGUCAGUUUGAGCUGUCGAAAGUUGUCGUGAUCUUGCCGAGAUAUGUUGUGGUUAACCACGUUGACCGUCCGCUCCAGUUUACUCCGCUCACGGUCACAAAAUUCCUUCCCGUCGACGUGGCUAAAAUCAACGUCAUGCUCAAGCCUCAGGACGCAUUGAUUGUGUACCGCUUUGUCGGGAAAGAGAAGCACGUGCCAGCCUUGCGCUGCCGCGAUGCUUUGGUGCAUAAAUCGUGGACAGAGCCAGGACCGUGGGCACCGCCCGUGCCGCUAAACCUCAAGCAAUCUACCUGCAUGUGGCUCCGCAGCCCCCUCGGCGCGGCGCCAUACAUUGAAAUGGACGUGCAGCCCAGCGGAGCCACGUCGGCGACGACGUUUGUGCUGGUGAAGGACCGGACGUUGUCUCCCGCGAUUCGCAUUGAAAACCGAUCGACGCAAUAUGCCCUGCGCUAUGUCCAACUAGGAGUGAAACACGCGCAGGAACGAGUGGUACCCCCGAUGCGGUGGCAUUCUUAUGCGUGGGACAGCCCGUUUGAAGCGGAUCUCAAGCUCAAAGUGUAUGUGGGGUCGUCCCACUCGACGCUGCACGUCGACUUGAUGCACAUGACCAAGCUCAGCACGCUAUCUCCGGACGGCGGACGCACACAACUCCAUGGCGAAGUCUACAUCGAUGGCAAUACGCGCGUCCUCGCCGUUGGCGACGAGCCUGUGUUCCAGGAGCAUCGGCGUCUUGCCGACGACGACGUGUUUCGCGACAUGCUGCUCGACGUCGGCCUCCACGGCAUUGGUAUCACAAUGGUGGACAGCACGCCGCAUGAAGUGAUGAACUUGACUCUGGACGGGCUCCACGUGAUGUCCCCGGCCCACUCGAACUGCAUGACGUACGAUCUGCACCACUUUCAAAUUGACGACAUGACGGUUCGCCCGAUGUUUCCCGUCGUGAUUUGUCCGACCGAUUCAGGAUACAACAGUCACAAGAAAGAAGGAUGGCUGGUGGAAGACGGUGAGCAUCCGUGGUUCCACAUGGUUGUCGACAGCUACACGGACGGGAGCAUGAUGAUCCUCGACGAAUUCAUUGUGGCGAUGGGGAGCCUCGACAUCAAGUUGAAUCUGGACUACAUUUUGCACCUCUUGGACGUGUUUUGGUCGAUUUUGUACCCGCCGCAAACGGCCGAUGAAGUCGAAUUGGCUGGCAAGAUUGCAGUCGAGCAACUCCUCCACCGACGCCUCGAGGUCCCGGACGCGGCCAUGCUGGGUCAGCUCAUGUACUUCAAGCACUGCGACAUUGAACCGUAUCGGUUGAACGUGGUGCUCCACUCUGCACCAGAAGACUCGGAGUCGGGGCUGUCCAAGAUGCUCGGCAGCACGGCCGGCAGCAUCAUUGGCGGCAUUGCCCACAUCGCGCCCGAGUUUGUCAUUCGGGGCAUCACGCGCGACGACCGGUUCAUCUACUACGACGACUUUUUGUGGAACACGGUCAUUUACGACACGAUUGUCGGAAGCUGCAUCAGUCAAUGGUACAAGGUUGUGGGCAGCAUUGAAGUGCUGGGCGACCCCGUUGGACUGUUGCACGAGUUUACAGACGGGUUGGCGCUGGCCGUGCGGCAGACAAAGCGUGACUUCAAAGGCAAGAGCCGACACAAGGGUCAGGGAGCAGUGACGUUGAUGCAAACCUUGAUUGGCGCUCCCAGUGAAGCGAUUGGGAAGGCGAGCAACGGCGUGGGUGACAUUUUGAAGAAGGCUACCCAUUUUGAAAGCCAAGAGAGCGAGUCGGAGCCGCGCCAUUUGCCCGAAGGCAUGCUCCAAAGCGGCAUUGUGCUCGGAAAGACUUUGGCGCAUGGGGUGUCUGGCCUCGUGACGAAACCGAUGGACGGAAUGAAAGAAAAUGGGUUUGGCGGGUUUGCCAAGGGCGUCGGUCAAGGGGCGGUCGGGCUGGUCGCGUCACCGUUCAUCGGCGUCCUCGGAGUGGUCGAAAAACUGAGUCAGUCGGUGCACAACACGACCCACUUGAUGGACGAGAAGCAUUUUGAAGGCACGCGGCGAAUCGCCCGCAAAGGCGCGCUCAAAUCGAUAGAAGAUUCGCCGCUCCUGGCUGAAAUGGAAAUCCUCGUUGUCAAAGUGACUGGCGUUCCGCUCAAGUCCAACGUCAAAGUGUAUGUGGGGCUGCACGAGCUCGUCCCCGGCGACGCGCUGACGCCCAUUUCCAAGCGAAUCGGCAAAGAAGUGGACAAAUUCAAAUCCAAAAUCAAGCGGCACGCGAUGGGGGUCGCCGACCUGAACCAGUCGCGCAUUGUGGACGUGACCAACCUCGACAUGGUGUUGGUGUUCAAUGUGGUGCACAAGCGCAAGCCGCUGCCGCGCAAGUUGCUCGGAAAAUUGUACUUGACGAUGGAAGAAGUGUACGAAAAGUUUUCCGCCAUGCCAAAGCGAUUCAAGUGCAAUGCGACGAUUAAAGACCACCUCAAGACGCGCAAAGUGCACCACGGGUCGAUCUUUGAACAGAGUUUGGACCCGCCCAAGCCCAGCAAAUCCAAAUCGCCCGCGUUGACAACGCAUGAGGCAGGGUGGGAACAAGCGUUCCAGCGCGCGGCGACGAUUUUUGAAGAGGAGAGCCGAGCCAGCUACGUGUCGGAGACGGUCCCCCACCAAACCAGUCAGUCCCAAGUGAGCACUGGUAGCUUCAGUGCGAGCGAGUCGCGAGAGCAUGCCAAGUUGCCCAAGGAAGCGCCAGUCGCAUUUCCGCUCGUCGAGGCGGACGAAGGCACCCCCGUCCUGCACUUGAGUUUGCGCUACUUCAACACAAUGCGAUCGUAGGGUAAUCGCCACUGAAAACGAAAAUUCGUUGCUUCCAGCACCGAGUCGACCGAUGUGGCCGCGCUGCUGGAGGGACGUUUUUGUCUGAUCGUAAUGGAUGGGUCGAGUUGGGGAUGCUGCCUCGGCCCGUAGGAGCGCCGAGGCAUCGUCCUGCACCCAUACCAUUGCUCCAGCACCCACACC